This is a messenger RNA of Torulaspora delbrueckii, 1083 nucleotides long. RefSeq names its product cAMP-dependent protein kinase catalytic subunit TPK2 (gene TPK2). The transcript has a single exon. The record is from RefSeq and is a predicted model, not a curated record. Lineage: Eukaryota; Fungi; Ascomycota; Saccharomycetes; Saccharomycetales; Saccharomycetaceae. Gene Ontology annotation, cellular component: nucleus; cAMP-dependent protein kinase complex. The coding region runs from base 1 to 1083 and encodes 360 amino acids. Gene Ontology annotation, biological process: peptidyl-serine phosphorylation. Gene Ontology annotation, molecular function: ATP binding; cAMP-dependent protein kinase activity.
AUGGAUAUUGGAUACCAGCAGCCACAGCACCACCAGCCACAGCACCACCAAGUGCCUCAGCAGUACUAUGCUAACUAUGAAUCUCGAGAGAAGUCUUUGUUGCCCCAGAAAUCUGUUGUGUCGAAGGGGAAAUACUCGUUACAGGAUUUCCAGAUUAUGAGGACCCUGGGGACUGGCUCGUUUGGGCGUGUACACCUGGUAAGGUCUGUGCACAACGGUCGUUAUUAUGCAAUGAAAGUACUGAAGAAGCAGCAAGUGAUUAAGAUGAAGCAGAUUGAGCAUACGAAUGAUGAGCGUAGGAUGUUGAAACUCGUGGAACACCCAUUUGUUAUCCGUAUGUGGGGGACUUUCCAGGAUGCCCGUAAUUUGUUCAUGGUGGUCGACUAUAUUGAAGGUGGUGAAUUGUUCUCACUAUUGCGUAAGUCUCAUCGUUUCCCAAAUCCCGUGGCCAAGUUCUACGCGGCGGAAGUAACUCUGGCAUUGGAAUACAUGCAUUCCCAUAACAUUAUCUAUCGUGAUUUGAAACCAGAGAAUAUCUUGCUGGAUCGUAAUGGACAUAUCAAGAUCACUGAUUUUGGAUUUGCCAAAGAAGUUGUCACUGUGACUUGGACUUUAUGCGGGACUCCGGAUUAUAUCGCACCGGAAGUGAUCACUACAAAACCUUAUAACAAAUCUGUCGAUUGGUGGUCUCUCGGAGUGCUAAUCUUUGAAAUGCUCGCAGGUUACACACCUUUUUACGAUAACACACCGAUGAAGACUUACGAGAAGAUUUUGCAAGGUAAAGUUAACUAUCCUCCUUUCUUCCACCCAGAUGCAGUGAACUUAUUGAGCAACCUUAUCACAGCAGACUUGACUAGAAGACUAGGUAAUUUACAAAGCGGAUCAGACGAUAUUAAGUCGCAUCCAUGGUUCAGUGAAGUGGUGUGGGAAAAGUUACUCGCCAAGGAUAUCGAGACGCCAUACGAGCCACCGAUCCAGGCCGGUACAGGUGACACUUCGCUCUUUGACCAGUACCCAGAGGAGCACUUGGACUAUGGUAUCAAAGGCGAGGACCCUUAUGCACAGUAUUUUGUGGAUUUUUGA